This is a messenger RNA of Podospora pseudocomata, 690 nucleotides long. RefSeq lists its product as uncharacterized. The transcript has 3 exons. Lineage: Eukaryota; Fungi; Ascomycota; Sordariomycetes; Sordariales; Podosporaceae. The record is from RefSeq and is a predicted model, not a curated record. Bases 1 to 690 code for a protein of 229 amino acids.
AUGGCCCAAUUGGUCUACCCACACCCCUCCUCCUCCCACGCCGCCUCCCUCACCAGUUCCUCCCCCGAUGACACCACCUCCAAACAUUACAAACUCUCCACCCCCCUCACCACCCCCCUCAGAAUAAUCCUCAUCAUCCUCACCAUAGCCUCCAUCGCCGUCUGGCUCGCCGCCGGGGAUUUCUCCGACGGCCUCCUCGUCUUCAACCACAUCUUGCUCUGGUUCCUCCUCCUCUCCAACCUCCUCCACCUUCUCUUCCCCUCCCAUCCCCCACACAACCAUCAUCACAAAAUCCCCUGUCUACCAACAAUCCUCUUCCAAAUAGGAGACUGCGGUUGCGUAUUCAACGGCUCUGACAAUGAAAAGAAGCCAAGAUACAGCGUGGCCUGGGUAACGGAUAUCAUCCUGGGCAUCCCCACCAUCGUCGUUACGAGCAUUGAUAUGGCCUGCCUGUCUAAUUGUUAUAGCUGCCCGGCUGUAGAGGUGUUGGUUCUGAGUGAAAUUGUUGGAGCUCUGAGCAUCUUUGUUGGUCUCUUCUCCCCCCUGACGGCCAGGAAGCCAGUCAUUUUCGAGAUGGGGUUUAUGAUCAAGGACGCUGAUGUGGAAAGAGGGGGGAGGUACAGCAGGAUUAGACUUCCUGUUGAUGCUGAUGAUAGAAGGACUGCUGGGGCUGUCUCUAUUUCGGCUUAA